AUGUCAAACAACAAUUCAAUUCGUCGUCAUCGACGCGUUGAUAAAGUAACGCCAAUACCAACCAUUGCUACUACUUCCACUCCUUUGCUACCUCUAUCACCUUCACCAACAAUUGCUGAAAACUUAAUUGUAGCAAAAAUGCUGGAUGAGCUUAAAACAUCAAUGAAGGAUCAAGAGCAUCUACUGUUAAAUAAAGAGAAAGAAAGUCCUAUCGUUAAAAAAUUGUUUGAGAAAAUAUUUGAUCGAUAUUCUGAUAUUAAAACAAUUUUGACCUUACCAGAAUUAUUGGCACCUGCCACUAAUUCAAGAGCAAAAGGAACUCCAAGACCCCAAAAUGGAUAUAUUCUAUUUCGUAAAGAUGUCUCAAAGGGGUUAUACAUGCUAAAUCAUAAAAAUGGUCUAAAAGGUUCAUGCAUGGACAAAAGAUCAAGGAAUGUAAAUUAUUCCUCUAAAAUUGCUGGUUUUCUUUGGAGAUCGGUGAAAUUAUCUCAACACGAACAUGGGUUUUGGAUGAUAUUAUGUCAAAUCGUUUGUUUAAAACAUUCGGAAACUUACGAAAAUUAUGUAUACCGUCCCAUUAGGAAAAAACCUAAUGAUAUUGACGGUAAUAGUUUUCCAGUCACUGAACUUCAAAAAUCUAAAAAUGUUGCAACUUUAGAGACAUCUCCUUCUUCAAAUCACCCGUCUCCAGUUUCAAUUCUUGAAUCGGAUAUCAACGAAACUCCAUCUUAUAAUGAUAAUUCUUUUGAACAAAGUCAAACGACAGAUUUUCACGCGUCCGAUAUGUCGUAUGUGGGUGGAAGACCAUCUACGAUCGUGACCAGUGAAAGUGCGCUAAUUACAAGACACAUUACGCGUUCAAUAACUGACCAAGGAAGGUUAAUCAAUCAACAACGAGCACAACAGGAACAUCAUAAAAUGAUCUCGCAAGAGGCCGAGGUACCAAUGAUAUCUCAAGGAACGGCACAAAUUCAACCAAGAAGGCGUAGCAAUGCGCAAUAUCCAUCUCCCACUAUCAUUAACCAACCGACCGAGAUAAUGACGCAGAAAAAUACUACGGCACAAUUCGAAUUCGCAACCGCUGCGCCACAAUUCGUCGAAACCACGGUUUUGCACUCUACUUAUGCAACUUACACAGCGAACUCUCAACAAACGAGAUUACCACAAUUUAUUGGUCCUUCAGACUUAACGUUAUCACAAAUCGAUCACUAUCUUUCCACGGGGCUAACGCAGCAAUAUUACCAACAAUUUGCAAAUCCGUAUGCGGUUACGCCCGAAAACGCCUUCGCUCCUAUGAUCCUACCACCACAACAAAUGAUAUUUCCUUCAACGCCAAUUAUGACAAUGGAAUCGCAACAAAAUACCAUUUCGGGAACAUCAUUUUCAAAUCACCAGCAACAUUAUUUACAAUAUCCGUCGUCUUUGACGGUUGGUGCUGAUCCCCAAUUCUGUUACCCACCACAUGACGAAUUGGUUUUUCUAAGCCAAAUAGACGGGUCGGGAAGCGAUCCGUUAUUAUUACACCAGUCUGAUUCAUAUGAAACUAGGGAAUAA
Funneliformis geosporum is the source of this 1554-nucleotide messenger RNA. NCBI's taxonomy places the organism in Eukaryota, Fungi, Glomeromycota, Glomeromycetes, Glomerales, Glomeraceae. The record is from the annotation of a GenBank genome assembly.